Messenger RNA from Dromaius novaehollandiae (emu), 555 nucleotides. RefSeq names its product olfactory receptor 14A16-like. Gene Ontology annotation, biological process: G protein-coupled receptor signaling pathway. The record is from RefSeq and is a predicted model, not a curated record. The annotation marks the transcript as partial. Gene Ontology annotation, cellular component: membrane. The transcript has a single exon. NCBI's taxonomy places the organism in Eukaryota, Metazoa, Chordata, Aves, Casuariiformes, Dromaiidae. Gene Ontology annotation, molecular function: odorant binding; olfactory receptor activity.
CUGCACUACGGGACCCUCAUGGGCAGCAGAGCUUGUGUCAAAAUGGCAGCAGCUGCCUGGGGCAGUGGUUUUCUUUGUGCUCUCCUGCACACUGCUAACACAUUUUCAAUACCACUCUGCCAAGGCAACACAGUGGACCAGUUCUUCUGUGAGAUUCCCCAGAUCCUCAAGCUCUCCUGCUCAGAUGCCUACCUCAGGGAAGUGGGACUUCUCGUGGUUGGUGCCUGUUUAUCUUUGGGGUGUUUCGUUUUCAUUGUGGUGUCCUACGUGCAGAUCUUCACUGCUGUGCUGAGGAUCCCCUCUGAGCAGGGCCGGCACAAAGCCUUUUCCAUGUGCCUCCCGCACCUGGCCGUGGUCUCCCUGUUUGUCAGCACUGGCACGUUUGCCCACCUGAAGCCCCCCUCCAUCUCCUCCCCAUCUCUGGAUCUGGUGGUGACUGUUCUGUACACGGUGGUGCCUUCAGCAGUGAACCCGCUCAUCUACAGCAUGAGGAACAAGGAGCUCAAACAGGCACUGAAGAAACUGAUUCACUUGAUACUAGUUCAGCAGCAAUGA